AUGAAUUUGGCAGUUCGACGUUGUGAAUUAAGUUUCCUGGUACGCAAGUGGCUUCAUGAGUUACCGUAGGAUUAACCAGGCAUUUCUAAAGGUUCAAAAACAGUUUUUUGGAAGAAAACUGCCAUAACUUAGAAAGCGGCGGCUGCAAAAUUUCUGUCAUACUAAAUUUCUUUGACAAUCUUAUGGGUAGAAAAAACAAACAAAGAAAUACUACGAAAGGGUGAGGUUCAAAAAAAUGAUGAUCGGACAUUGUCUUUUUUUUGUUUAGAACGCUCUAAGAGGAUCCUUUGGAUUAAUGAUUUCAUAUAACCACACCUUAUUCAACAGAAUAAAUAUCAAGUUUUUGAUGGAUUUGUGGACUUUCGGCCGCUAUGAGCAAUAUACUUGCUUUUUUGUUCAGUUUUGCUGUUUUUGUUGGAUGUUCCCAAGAUUUGAAGUUGAAUACCAUAACCGAUGGAAUCGGCACGUCUUCAGAAUUGUUGGAGAACAACCUGCAGUGCUUAGCCAAGCAGAAUAACAAGAUUUUCGCGUUUAGAAUCUAUAAUGACGGUCGAGAUGACGAAAUUGGGUACAAAAAUGUAGCGCUUGCUUACCGUGAGUUUCUAUCGACUAAAAAAAUGAUGGUCUAAAAUUUAAAUAUCUGUCUAUCGGCUGUGAUGGCUGGAUGGAGAUUUGGCAUGUAUUUUUUUUAUUUUGCUGCGACAACCCCACAUUAUUUUCCCGACUGACUAGUAAGGAAAGUAAUUUUGAGUGGAUCCAAAAAAAUAUACAAUCCUCUGUAAGCUUGUCCUCGCAGCUCUUAUGUCGUAAAACACGAAGAGAUUGGUCCUAAUUGCAGAGAAGUUCCAAGCUGAGUUUUACGUGGUUCCAAAGAUUGAUCCAACUGAACCGGCGUUUCGUCAAGUCAUCGCGAUUUACAAUGCCGCAAAGAGGCAUGGAUUUACUUUCUACAGGAUUUUCCUCAAAGUGACUGACCCAAUGAGGUGGAACAAGGCGAAGCAAGACAACGUGGCCUUCAUUAAUCAGUUUAUAAAAGAAGCCGGGGUAAGAUUGAGAUCCCUUCGCGGCCAAUAUUCGAAUUAUCGGUUGAGCCUGAACUCCCUUUUCUGAACUCUCUCCCAAUCUGAAAUGUCCCCUUUUUCAACUCUCCCCCAUUUUGAAAAUUGAAAAAGCGAGGUGUGACAUGUUAUACGAUGAAUUUUUUUUUCAAAUUGAGAAAAAUGAAUGUGUGACAUGUUAUACGAUGAAAAUUUUUUUCAAAUUAAGAAAAAUGAAUGUGUGACAUGUUACACGAUGAAAUUUUUUUUUAAAUUGAGAAAAAUGAGAUGUGAUAUGCUGUACGAUGAGAAUUUUUCUCAAUUUGAAAUUUGAAGAAAUUUGAAAUUUUUUUUUUAAUUUGAAAUCUCAACUUGAAAAAAAAUUUCAUCGUAUAAUAUGUCACAUAUGUCAUAUUGUAAGUUGGACCUAUUUUUUUCAAUUUUCAAAAUGGGGGGGGGGAGUGUUUAAAAGGGGGAGGAGUCAUUCAAAUUUUUAGGCCUGGAACAUAACUGUUGGGCUUUUUACCAGCUGGUACGACUAUUAUCUGAUUACUGGAAACUCAAAUACCAUUCCUGAAUCGCCUCUUUGGUAUUGGAAUACCCUCGGAGUCGGACUGAAUGCCGAAACUCAACCGAAUGUGAAUGAUUUUCGUACGUUUGGCCUAUUUCGCAGAGCUCCGUUUGCCAAGAUGUAUGGACUUGAAGAAAAUGUGUGCGGAGUGGUUGUGAACAAACAUGUGUUUAUGAAUGGACCAUUGGCACCUGGGCCGAGUGUUGCUUCCACUAACCACACUUGA
This is a messenger RNA of Bursaphelenchus xylophilus (pine wood nematode), 1834 nucleotides long. NCBI's taxonomy places the organism in Eukaryota, Metazoa, Nematoda, Chromadorea, Rhabditida, Aphelenchoididae. The record is from the annotation of a GenBank genome assembly.